Vanrija pseudolonga is the source of this 3226-nucleotide messenger RNA. RefSeq names its product putative WD repeat-containing protein (gene SPAC26H5.03). The transcript has 9 exons. Lineage: Eukaryota; Fungi; Basidiomycota; Tremellomycetes; Trichosporonales; Trichosporonaceae. Gene Ontology annotation, molecular function: protein binding. Gene Ontology annotation, cellular component: nucleus; CAF-1 complex. Gene Ontology annotation, biological process: nucleosome assembly; DNA replication-dependent chromatin assembly. The record is from RefSeq and is a predicted model, not a curated record. Bases 713 to 3118 code for a protein of 801 amino acids.
CCUCAACCCCCCCGUCCAGCCCUUGCUUGCACUGCGGAAACACACACCACACACACACCAGUCAGCUGCAUCCAUCACCGACCAACAGACAUUCGGCGACGACAAGAGGCUGCCUUGUACUUACUUGACGCAUCUCCCCUCCCUCCCACUCGUCGCACUCUUCCUUUCCACCUCUUCACCCCCCUUUGCUCUUCCGGUUGCGGCAUUAGCUCCCAGACAAGGAGAGACCCUAAUCAGAUCGCGGCGCCGUCUACCCCGCCGCGCGUUCCGUUGACGCCGUCAUUUGGACACACCAACCCCGGAACAAGUCUCACCACAACCCCCCAUCCGCGCUGCAGCGUCUCACACACCGCCGGCGUCCCUUGUUCCUCCUCGUCCUUUCAACACGUUCCAACUUGACAACGACCACUGCUAGCACGCGCACGCCGGCGACGCUCGAUCGUGCACACGCAGCACAGCCUGGAACACAUUGCUACCAUCACCCUUGGCGACCCCCCCCCCCCCCCUAUCCUUUGACCUUUGGACACAUCAGUUCAAAAGUCCGGACACGAAGCUCUUAGCGCUCACCGGCUGUCUUGUUCCCUUGUUAGCUUGACAACAGCAGACAAAAGGCUGCACGACGAGCGUCACCCAUUUCUCCAUCGCUGGGCCUUGAGUCUCGUAACCCGUCGGCUUCGCUUGCUCCGACCUCUCUUCAUCACAGCCGUCCAACAUGCGUCCCAAAGUUCUGGAGAUCGCUUGGCACGAGACACAAGCCAUCUACUCGUGCGACUUCCAACCACUCCCAGUUGGCCAGCUCAAGCGGCUAUUGCCCACGCCAACAGACGACGAGGACAAGGCUCAUGACAAAGGCCCGGUCAUUGCCGGCGGCCGCUCGUACCGUCUGGCGACAUGCGGUGGUGACUUCAAAGUCCGCCUCUGGAUGGUCUACCCCAACAUCCCCUCAGUAUCGGCUUCUACCCAUGCGGCCGUGACGCGCAAGGAGGUUACGCCUCACCCACCACGCGUCGAGUAUCUCGCCACGCUUCACAAGCAUUCGGCCGCAGUCAACGUCGUCCGCUUCUCUCCCAACGGCCAACUACUCGCAUCCGCCGGCGAUGAUGGAAACGUCAUCCUAUGGGUGUUGUCAGACAGACCAAUCUCUAACUUUGGGGAAACGACCGAGGAUGCCCCAGACAAGGAGCACUGGCGACCACAGAAGAUGCUGCAGGUGACUAACAAGCACGUCUACGACCUCGCAUGGUCCCCGGACAGCGAGUUCUUCAUCGCGGGAUCAACAGAUAACACGGCGACCAUCUGGAAGGCAUCGAGUGGGGAAUGCAUUUUUGCUCUACGAGAGCACUUGCAUAACGUCCAGGGAGUCGCGUGGGACCCUCUAAACGAGUACAUUGCCACACAAAGCAGUGAUCGUGCUGUCCACGUCAACACCUUUGCGUUCCGCAAUGGUGUUCCCGACGUGCACCCUGUGUCUCGUGCGACUCGCAUGGAGAUCCGUCAUUCUCGAACACCGUCCAUUCCAUCAGGUCCGCGGCCAGGUUUCGCCCGUCGAGGGUCGACUGCGUCGGAGGCCGGCUCUGUGAUUACCACGGUCUCGGAGGUCACAGACCAUCCGAUCAUUCCCGGAGGCUCGGCAUCGGCCAUCCAGCCACCUGCCACACCGUCAAGUACGUCGGUGCCGUCAACGCCGAUUCCGAGUGCGAUGAACCCACCUCCACCAGGCUCUGCCAAGCCGAGCUCAAGGCGGUCCUCCUUCUCAUCACAACACCCUGGGUCACCCGCCCUGAGUGUGGCGGGCAUUGGAUCUAAUCGAGGGCGCUCUCCUUCGCCUAUCCCUCCCCUGCCGGCCAUGCGCGCUGUGGCACCGACGACUGCCAUCAUGCAGCGUCUGUACGGGGAGGAGGCCAUGACACGCUUUUUCCGCCGACUCACCUUCUCGCCCGACGGCAGCCUGCUCCUCACGCCCGCGGGCCAGAUUGAGGACCAGGUGUACAAGGGGUCUCCUUUAAUGUCGCAGCGAAGCUUGUCGACUGAAGGCUUUGAUGGGCCUCCCUCGGUCGGCGGUGACACGCCGUCUGGUGCGCCUGCGACCCGCGCGCGCCCUCUGAAUGUCGACGCUGGCAAGCCAACAGUCUACAUUUACUCUCGCGGCAACCUCGCCCGGGCGCCUAUUGCGCACCUACCUGGGCACAAGACUGCCAGCGUGGCCAUUCGCUUUUCGCCCAUCUUCUACGACCUGCGUACAACUGCCACAGGUCCCGCUGUGCCAGCUGAGCCAAAACAGAUCACUCUGGAUGUGUCCAACCCCACUCCUGUGCACGUGUCAUUGUCAAUGCCGCCACCACCGCCUCCGCAGAAGGAGGGAGAGAGCAAGGACGCGCAGAAGCCCCUGGGCAGUGUCUUUGCCCUACCUUACCGUCUGUUCUACGCCGUUGCGUGCCAAGACGCCGUGUUGCUUUACGACACACAACAGGCCGGCCCCGUCGCCAUCUUCCGCGGCCUGCACUACGCAGGAUUCACGGACAUUGCAUGGUCACCAGACGGACAGGUCAUGAUGCUGUCGAGUGCCGACGGGUACUGCUCCAUCGUCGUGUUCGACUUUGGAGAGCUGGGCACAGUUCACGCCACCCAGCAGCACCACCGCCAGCUUGCGGCCAUUGCCCACUCGCACGGUGGCGUGCACGGCAGUAGCUCGGCAGCGGCGACGCCAAUGCCGCUGUCGCCGUCGGUCCCGACGAUGCGUGCGAGCCCUGCGCCGCCACGAAGCGAGCGGGAGUCGUCGGUUGCUUCCAGUGUGGCGUUUUCUGGUGCGGUCGCGCCGCCACUGUUCGCUUCGGGGUCAACGCCUUCGGCGGCUCCCAUCAACCGCCCUCCAAGUAGCUCUGCGAGUUCUAUCGACGUGCCUCUGCCAACGCCAAGCGAUGACCUCGACCAGCUGGGCUCGAGCUUCCGCCCGCAGUCUGUCGGCCCCGAGUCUUCCAGUGGCGUCGUCGGCCUUGGGCUGGGCGAGGAGGUCUCGAAGCGCGAGCGUUCGAGUGAGAAGGGAACAGUCGGUGCCGUGCCACCAGCCAAGAAGAAGCGCAGAGUGGCGCUCACGCACCUAGGGGAUGAUGCGGCGUAGAAAAGUCCGCCCAACCCUCCCAUCACCACCACCACACACACCACGACCUUUACUUGGGUUCUUGUCCAUGUAGUGAUUCGAUAUUCACGAUGCAUCGUGGUGUUAGCG